UUUUGGGAAAUUUCGUGGGUCGGCGAUGGUGCACCAAGUCGAGGGCUCGGUCCUCAGCCGGCUCCUUCGCGCCUGGGUGAACGAGCCACGCGGCCGUGUGCUCCUCGCCGGGUGGGCCGUCACCUUUGUCGGCGUGACCGGUCGCGCCGUCUUCCUCCGGCUCAAGCUCAAGGCGCGCCGUGCACUCAAGCCUCCGGCGGAGAAGGACGGCACACUCGUCGCGCCGCCGCCGCCGUCCAGGCCUCCAAAGGCACCCGGCCCGCUCCGCACCGUGCUGCGUCUCGCCAUGCCGUCGUAUUGGAGCCGUUCGGCCGCGUGGCUCGGCGUCUUCUCGCUUGGCCUGGGCGUGCGGCUCGCAGUGUCGGUCAAGGUGUCUUCCGAGAUCGGCUCGCUCGGCUCGUUGCUCGCAAAGGGGGAGUGGGAGGAGCUCUUCAGCCGGCAGCUGACCUACGCGCUCUGGGCGCUGCCGGCGGCCGCCACCACCGCCCUCCAAAAGUUCUCGCGCGAGCGUGCGGCGCUCUGCCUGCGCGAGCGGCUGCUGCAGACAGUCGUGGACAAGCUGGGCGCGGCGGGCGCCGACGCGCCGCUCAUGCCCGCUCCGGAGGGGACGGCGACGCGCAGGCUGCCCGGCGCGCUCGCGGCGGCGGCGGAGGGCAGCGCCGACACGUCGCGCGGCGGCGCAGUCGGCGUGUGCUUGACAGACCCGGCGGAGUUUUGCUCUUCCGCCGUCGAGCUGUACGAGGCCCUCUCGAAGCCGCUGGUCGAGGUGUCCCUCCUCUCGGUCAAGCUGGCUCUCAUGAUGGGCCCCGGCCCGCUCUGCUACUGCUACUCCUUCUUCUUCGCCGCCGGCUGCUGGACCCGCUUCGCCGGCCCCUCGAUCGCGACGAUGACGACGGGCCGCCCCCCCCCGCCGAAAGCGCCGCUGCGGGAGGCGUCCUCGAGCCCUGGCCUCGAGCGUCUGCAGGCGGAGCUGCUCGCGCUGCACUCGCACCUCGUCGAGUACGCCGAGGAGGUUGCACUCAUGGGGGGCGGCGCAGCCGAGGCGGAGGCGCUGCACGCUUCGCUCGCCGCCGCCGCCGGGCGCACCUCGCAGCUGCAGCUGCAGCGCUUCGGUGGCAAGCCUUGCGCCCUCCCCCUGCUCUCGCGCGCGCUCGCUUCCCACCGGCGGGCAGGCAGCCCCGCGGACCUCGUCCUCUCGCACAAGACUGCAGCCACCGCCUCGGCGCACGCCCGCCGCGUCCUCGCCCUCCUCACCUCGCUCGAGCCGGCGCACGCCGAAGCCGCAAACGGCAACGGACCCGCCAAGAAGGGCGGCGAGGGGAUGGCGCUCGAGCUCCGGUCCGUCGUCAUCGCCCCGCCAGCGCUCUCCGAGCCCCCCCUCGCCGGCCCCCUCUCCGCCUCCGUCCCGCGCGGAGCCCACGUCUUCGUCUCGGGGCCAAACGGUUGCGGAAAGUCGUCGCUGCUGCGGGCGCGCGCGGGCGAGGUGUCGACGCCGCCGUCCGACCGGAUCGUCGCGCUGCCGCAGCGGCCGUACAUCCUCCCGACCGGCUGCGGCUCCCUCUCCGGUGGCGAGCGGCAGCGCCUCGCCGCCGCGCGCCUCUACCUCGCGUGCCGCUCCUCCUCCCCUCCGGCGCUGAUCGUCGCCGACGAGCCAACCUCCGCCUGCGAGGCCGGCUUCGAGGAGCGCUUCUUCGCCUUCCUCGCCGCGAGCGAGGCGGCCACCCUCGUCGUGGCGCACCGCCCUGAGCUCGCGCGCCACCACACGCACGAGCUCGCCUUCGACGGCCACGGCGGCGCCGCGAUGCGCGAGCUCUGA
Messenger RNA from Emiliania huxleyi CCMP1516, 1816 nucleotides. RefSeq lists its product as hypothetical. The record is from RefSeq and is a predicted model, not a curated record. Bases 26 to 1816 code for a protein of 596 amino acids. The transcript has 8 exons. Gene Ontology annotation, molecular function: ATP hydrolysis activity; ATP binding; long-chain fatty acid transmembrane transporter activity. NCBI's taxonomy places the organism in Eukaryota, Haptophyta, Isochrysidales, Noelaerhabdaceae. Gene Ontology annotation, cellular component: peroxisomal membrane. Gene Ontology annotation, biological process: fatty acid beta-oxidation; long-chain fatty acid import into peroxisome; very long-chain fatty acid catabolic process.